Topomyia yanbarensis is the source of this 1498-nucleotide messenger RNA. RefSeq names its product thioredoxin-related transmembrane protein 2 homolog. The coding region runs from base 188 to 1015 and encodes 275 amino acids. Gene Ontology annotation, molecular function: disulfide oxidoreductase activity. The record is from RefSeq and is a predicted model, not a curated record. NCBI's taxonomy places the organism in Eukaryota, Metazoa, Arthropoda, Insecta, Diptera, Culicidae. The transcript has 2 exons. Gene Ontology annotation, cellular component: membrane-bounded organelle.
ACAGCUGUCAGUCUCCACCCACGCAAAGUUUUCCUUUCGCUUCAUCUGAUCAGAUUUUGAUUCCAUUAUUGAGCUACUUGAAGAAGUUUUUGACAAGCAGCUUAGGCGACGGUUUUCUCGGCGCACAGGAAGGCAUUAAUUAAGUGCAGGUUCGGCAAGGUGUUGUCCCUUCGAAAACUACCCGGUAAUGUCGUUCAAGAAGGAUGUGGUUCUGCUCAUUAAACCUUACUAUUGGGUUAAUAUUCUGAUGAGCCUUUCGUUUAUCGUGGCCAAGCGUGCUCCCAUGCUAUGCAACUUUUUAUGGACUUAUCUGUUCAAUCAGCAGGAUCAGUGCGAAUUGGAUGGGCGAGAGACAGAGAUUCUGUUCUUCCUGCUCAUCGUUGUCAUGAUCCGGACAAGAAAAACUGGAAGUGUCACGAUGAUUAACUAUUUGACGUCCAGUUUCACGUAUACGAAGGUUGCAAAUCUAGGCUUGUGGUUCUACAGUGAUAUUCGAUUGGGUUUGAUAUAUGGGGUGCUGUUUAUUUUGGUUGCGUUAACUCUUCCAGAACCAACAUAUUCCGGACCGAAUAAUGUAGUGUACCUUCGCACGGAGAAUGGCCUUGACGAAGAACUGGAAAGAGACAAACGUGUUAAUUGGUUGGUCACAUUCUACACCGUCUGGAAUCCAGCUUGCGCAAAUUUCGCUCCGAUCAUCGCUGAGUUGUCUGCUGAGUACAAUCUGCCCAACCUGAAGUUCGGAAAAGUGGACAUAGGACGGUUCCCAAAUAUCGGCAAGAAGUACCAUGUUUCCGACAGUUCCUUCAGCCGACAACUGCCCACGGUGAUACUGUUCCGCAACGGCAAGGAGGUGACCCGUCGUCCCUACUCCGAUUCCAAGGGUAAGCUGGUAAAGUUCUUUUUCUCCAGUGAUAACGUUAAGGCUGCUUUUGAUCUGAACAACCUAUACAAAGAAUGUAAAGAUAAUCCGAUCAAAAAUACCGGCAAGGCUAUUGCCGAGAAGAAGAAGAAUUAAGUUGUAGCCAUUUAUCGUUUAGCAUUUAAAAGCCUUUUUUUGUUAGAAUCGUGUUGAGCACUCAUUCAGCUUAAAAAUAGCGUGACGUUUUAAUUUAUUGUUCCUCGAUUUAAGAUACAAUGCUCGUCAUUACAUAAUCGUGCCGUUGAAAAGAAAUCGAAUAAGGCGUAGUUUUACGAUAGAUAUUUUUGACUACGUCACGCCAUUAUCUAACAUUGUGCAGAGGCGAUAAUUAUCAAUACCCAAUCGAUGAGCGUGUAUGAAGUCGCAUUCUGCCUCAAAACAAGCCCUUUCGUCCGUUGUAUGUCAUAAAUAGUUAAUUAUUAAGCGCGGUAGUGUUAGAAAAUUGUGAACCGUACGUUUUCUGUUUUUGCAUCUUAAGUCAGUUUCAUACGAGUUGUGUUGAUUUAGGUUUAAGAUUUUAUUGAAACGCAAUGAAGCAAGCGCAAAAUGGUAGUCAAUAAAUUUAGUGAACGAUUGAAA